Molecule: messenger RNA, 2696 nt
Organism: Aplysia californica (California sea hare)
Lineage: Eukaryota; Metazoa; Mollusca; Gastropoda; Aplysiida; Aplysiidae
Exons: 2
Coding region: 435-2267 (610 amino acids)
Source: RefSeq, a predicted model, not a curated record
UACAAGCUUUAAAAGAACAACUGUGACCAUGUAUUAGGCAAACCACUCCACUGCAGGCCCAAGCAUACGUCACUUAUGUGCCCUCUUUGCAGGACGGAACUUUGCACAGGAAUGAAGCAGUUCAGAACUCACUAGUCUGAGUGCUAUGGAAAUGAGAUAGUUUCCGUAAACCUUCAAGAAGGAUUAGUCUAUUAGCCUACAUCGUUCAGAAAGUUAAAGAUAAAAAUCUACAUCCAGUCAUAUAUUGGAAAUCGGCGUUCCUCGUGUAAUUCAUUAUUUGAGAGAUAGAUAGAAUUACCUCCUCUAAAGGGAACUAAUUGUGUUCAAAAUGACGUAAACUUAUGAUAGGGGUGUAAAAUCCAAAACUGAGCGAUUGCUGCUGGCCGGAGUGAGCAACCUAGGUAGCAGUGACGUCAGUGUGUGCUGUUUUCGGAAUGACGGGCUCAAGUCGCACAAAGUCGGCUCCGUCGUAUCGAGCCCUCGGUACUCGGUCACCGGCCUGCGCCUCGCACGAGAAUGCCGAGUACGAAUACAGUUUUGUCAAAGCCAUCGUGGACGCCAUGACGUCAGAGCCUGCGGAGCGGCCCACGCCACGCCCCCAAGCCCUCCCAUCCACCGUGUGGCCGCCUAUGUAUCUCAGCCACAACCCUGGAUCCCCGCCCAUACGUCAACCAGAAGCUCCGCCCAUUUACUCCAAAUUUAAGCGACGUCAGCAAGACAACAGAUCCUAUUCUAUUCUCCCAACACCAGCCUACAAGCAACCAAGAGACUCUCUUUUUCCCCCUCAACAUACUCCUCUCCUACCUCGCAGAAUGAAUCAGGUUGUUUUCGAAGGCAAGUCAGUCUUAACCACGGAUGUGGGGUUGGCUAGCAAGCGAAGACAGGGACAAUUUUUCUUUAACGGCCCAACUCUCAGAUUGGGUAGAAACGCUGAAAACAAAACGACGGUUUUACCUAUGACGUCACUCUCGCACACACCCCUGCAACUUAACGGUGAUGGAAAACAGGUACUGUCUUCGAACGUCUCAAAGAGUCUGAACAAUUACCAGGGUAUCGUGACUUUUGGCAUGAGGAAGGCAGAAACAAAGACACAACCACAGAGUUCCCUACCGCAAAGUCACAAAGAUCAAACCCCUCGCUAUGACCCAGUUAUCGACCAAAGCGACAAACUGGCACUCAUAACCCAAACAGGGGUCGCAGACGAGGAAAAGGUCACGAAAUACCGCUUCCGAAUCCGGUCUCCCAGUAGCUCGGGAACGCCCCCUCGACCAUCUACGUCACCGGAAGCUCGUCAUAAAAUGCAGAACAAGCUCCUCAACCGCAGAAGCGAGGUCAGCAGUGUGUUGAAAAAGACAGAAAAAAACAAUCCUCAGCUUAUAUCUAUCGACGCUACACCCAUGAUCGCAAAGCCAAAAGGAGUUGAGAGUGUUGGUACUCUGUCUUUAGGGACGCCCAGGGUAACAGGAGAACAAGAAGGCCGGACUAUGCUGACCAAGACACCGGGCAGUCUGACCCUAAGCGUUUUCCUUCCACGGGAGAGCUCAGACUCAGCGAGAAUGUGCACCAGACAAUCGGACACCGACGCCAAAACGAGGCAACUUGAGAGAGGAGGGAAGACACCGACAAUGGACAAGCCAAAAGUCACAAAUUCUGUUGUGAAAAACGUUACUAAUGAAGUUUGUGUUCUUGAUGACAACGUCAAACAAACCUUACCUCCUACAACAUACCCCCGUCACGUUUCAGAAACCGCGAUUAUAAAUGAAGUCAGAGAAGCAAAUGACGUCACAAAGGGUGUGUUCAAAUCGGACAUUGGUGGUUCGUUUGACCACAAGACGGACCUGAGAAGGGCAAUCCACUGCGAGCUGUUUGGGCCAGACCUAUGCGGAGACUGUCAGAAGGUCCAUGAAAAGGAAGAAAUUACCAACUGGCAGGAGAGUAACUACCCUAAGGUCACGGGAGGGCAAACCUGUCUCGUGGCAAACCAGAAAGCGAACCAAUCUCAAGCCCUCCCCAGCAGCGGUCGUCAGCCUCAAGUGUCCAUCACGUCCAACCAGCUUCUGGUGGCCUCAUCACUUCCGAAACCUGUACGUCCACAAGACAUCGAAUCAGGAUCUUCACCCGCACCAUGUGCUGAUCACCUUGAUAAACAGACAUGGCGUCUGUCCAACACCCAGAGGCAGGGAGAGGUUAAGGAGCGAAAGUGGGAUACUUUUGUCUCUCCGACUCCCAAGUCAAAACACCAGGCGAUAAGUAUGUUACAGCAGUGAGAAAGGCGGCGUUAGAUUCACUGUAAUAAAAUAUAGUUGUAGACUAGAAGUUUUAUGCCCCCAUCGACACUAUUUAGUUCAUUCAGAGAGUGGGUUAAUUCCAUCAUGGCAUCAAACUGAGCUGCUAGUGACACGGCGGUUCAGCAGACAGACGGGAAAAAAACGAAAUAUAGAAAUUCUCUCUCAACAGGAAUCGGAAUCACGUCUUCUGCAUGCAACAGCAUAAAGAGCCUCACCACUACAUCAUCACAGACGUCAGGUGGGAUGCGCUGUUUACCCAGUAAGUUGGUGUCUUGCUGGACUGCUUAGGACAACGCCAUUGGCUCGCAUUCCCCUGUGAUAUAUCGUCGGUCAGCUGUUUACAUGUCAUUAUGAAUCGAAAAAUUUUGGUGAAUUUUUUUAAAGUGUGGUUUCUUAAACUGUGGUAUU